AUGAAAAAACAAAACAUUGGAUCUAUUGAUUUAACGAAGAAUGAAGUAACAAAAAUAGCCACAAUUUGUAUCAAUAAUUAUAACAAACGAAAUGCAAUGAGUGUUUCAAUGAUCAAACAAUUUGAUGAAGUGAUCACAGAAUUGCAAGAAUGGUAUUCUGGAAAAUUUAUUAUAAUUAUUGGCAAAAAUGGUUUUUUCUGUUCGGGAGCCGACUUGGAUUUUGUCAGAAAUAAUUGUCAAAAUUUUGAUUCUGGAUAUCAAUAUUCAACAUCAAUGCACUCACUUCUUGCACGCCUUCAAUCACUACCACUGCUAACUGUGGCUGCAAUUGAUGGACAAGCAUUAGGUGGUGGCGCAGAAAUUGCCACCGCAUGUGAUAUACGAGUUAUGACCAGAAAUGCUAAAAUCGGUUUUAUUCACAUAUUAGUUGGUGUGACUACCGGUUGGAGUGGAGGCACACGAUUAACACGUUUGCUGGGAUGUCAUAAAGCAUUAGAUCUAAUGAUGUCGGGAAAGGUAUUAUCCGCUGAACAAGCAUUUGAUUUGGGACUUAGUAAUCAUAUUUUUAAUAAUAUUCACUCUAACGAGCAGUUUAUUGAGCAAAUUGCUAAAUGGCUUAAUAAUGAUCUUAAUAUCAAUGAUAGAAAUAAUAGAGUUUGCGCCGAAUUGUUGUAA
Messenger RNA from Oppia nitens, 675 nucleotides. Its product is annotated as ethylmalonyl-CoA decarboxylase-like. Bases 1 to 675 code for a protein of 224 amino acids. The transcript has 4 exons. NCBI's taxonomy places the organism in Eukaryota, Metazoa, Arthropoda, Arachnida, Sarcoptiformes, Oppiidae. Gene Ontology annotation, biological process: fatty acid beta-oxidation. Gene Ontology annotation, cellular component: cytosol. Gene Ontology annotation, molecular function: enoyl-CoA hydratase activity. The record is from RefSeq and is a predicted model, not a curated record.